GUAUGAUGUUCGUUACUGAAAUUAUUUCGAAAUUAUUCGGCAGUCGUAGGUCACGCGCGUCAUUCUUAUCGCGAUUGUUGUAACUUGUUUACAACCAAGAUACACCGCAUAGAUACACUCUCUCAACGCAAUUUAAAUUUCAUUACGUUAAAAAUAACUUUAAAUGUUACAAUCUACAGCAGCCAAUUAAUUUGCAACAGAAAUUUAACAUGUAACGAUCAACUGCCGGAAUAAAAAAAUUAUUCGACAAUUGAGCAAAAGAUAUAUUUUAGUUUUCCAAACAAAUAUAUGAAUAAAUAAACAUGAGACUCCGACUUAAACUGUCAAAAACAAUUUGAAUCAAUUAUUAGUGACGUAAGUCGCGAAAUUAUCAGUGAAGUUCGUCCGUUCGAUGAUAUUUUGUUUACUUGACAUCCAAGAUAUACGUGGCUGCGGCGUAAUGAUUGACAUAGUGCGACGUGAUAUCACGAAGGUAUCGAGAUAAUAUCGUGCCGGACGUAGAGACGACGGCGGCAAAUUACUCGGCAGGGGGUGGGUCAUGUUCGCCACCGUGAACGGUGGAUUCACGAACCGGCUUUGGUCGCGUGGACUCGCGCGCAUUCGCGGAUCGAGGUCGACGUCGGACAAAGCCACCAAAUCGGCCAAGACCUCGCUGUUGGCCAAGAAGGCUUCGCCAUCGCCCAAAGACGCGGCUUUAGCGGCUGACAUUGCAGCUGUCGCAGCGUGCAAAACACGUCUGAAACCGGCGAAAGUUGAACCGAGACUGCAGACUGUUCGCGUGUACCGAUGGAAUCCGGAAACGCCGCACGUCAAGCCGUAUAUGCAGCAGUUCAGCGUGGACCUGAACAAAUGCGGCACUAUGGUACUGGACGUACUGACGUUAAUCAAGGCGCAGUACGAUCCGACUUUGUCCUUUCGGAGAUCCUGUCGCGAGGGCAUCUGCGGCUCCUGCGCGAUGAACAUAGACGGCGUCAACACUCUGUCUUGCAUAACAAAGGUAAAGGAAUCUGUGGAGGAUCCAGUGGUGAUCUAUCCUCUGCCGCACGCGUACGUGAUUCGCGACCUGGUGCCGGACAUGGAGCAGUUCUUGGAGCAAUUUCGCAAGAUCGAUCCGUACUUAAAACGCCCGGGUGAGGACGGCUUCCUGGGUUUGCGACAAAUUUUGCAAAGUCCGCGGGACAGGAGCAAGCUCGACGGCUUGUACGAGUGCAUAAUGUGCGCCUGUUGCACGUAUUCCUGUCCGCCCUACUGGUGGCUCGGCGACAAGUAUCUGGGACCCGCGGUUCUGCUGCAGGCAUACAGGUGGGUGAUAGACUCGCGAGAUAUGGCACAUAAAGAAAGACUAGCGAAGCUACGGGACUUUUAUUCGGUUUAUCGAUGUCAAACGAUCUUCAAUUGCACCAAGACGUGCCCAAAGGGUCUAAAUCCGGGCAAAGCGAUAGCGCAGCUAAAACGUUUACUGGCCGGUCUUGCGACGAAAGAGAAACCAGAUAUCGAGACGGCUGUUCCAAAUCCUUGCCGCAGCGAAGAGCAUCCGCCCGAAAAGAAGUAGAAAAACCGAGAAUGUCUUGCCUUCUCUUUUAAUGUAUAGUACUGCCCAUCGCUUUGGAUAAGAGCCUCGCAUUUAUAAUUGAGUAAUAAAACGAUGUUCUUAUUAUAUGAAAGCUCCUAUAUAGUGCUAAUUGUAGUUCGAAAUAAAUUAAACCUACAUUUUUCAAUUGCUUGACACGGAAUGUCUCAGUCUUGUUUUAUUGGUGUUUCGUUAAAGAUCUUAAAUAUGUUAACAAAAAAUUAUAGAUAAAUCGCGUCUUAAUACUCAUCACAGUGUUUACAAUUGCGAUAUAUGUUAUCUUAAUAUGUAAAAGAUUAUCUCUUGUCACAAGUUAAAUCACAAAUUGUACUUUACUCAUCAAAUUGAGAGAAGCGUCAAAAAGUAAAAGUUAUAGUGUAUACGCGGAAUGUUUAUAUAAUUUAUCUAAGUUU
This is a messenger RNA of Linepithema humile (Argentine ant), 1983 nucleotides long. RefSeq lists its product as uncharacterized. Gene Ontology annotation, biological process: respiratory electron transport chain; tricarboxylic acid cycle; aerobic respiration. Gene Ontology annotation, cellular component: mitochondrial membrane. Lineage: Eukaryota; Metazoa; Arthropoda; Insecta; Hymenoptera; Formicidae. The record is from RefSeq and is a predicted model, not a curated record. Gene Ontology annotation, molecular function: 2 iron, 2 sulfur cluster binding; electron transfer activity.